This is a messenger RNA of Rubroshorea leprosula, 2322 nucleotides long. NCBI's taxonomy places the organism in Eukaryota, Viridiplantae, Streptophyta, Magnoliopsida, Malvales, Dipterocarpaceae. The record is from the annotation of a GenBank genome assembly.
AGCAGCUCCAAGAUCAAGCCCAACAUUUUGAAAGUGAGAAUCAAGAACCCGAACCGCAGAGAUCAGAGUAAAAUCGAAAGAUACACUAUAUAUAAAAGUAAAUCUCAUAACGCUAAUAAAAGGAUAUACGGCAACGAACAGAGUAUUGCGAAAACCCAAUCUAAACGGCAAAAACCCUAAUGAUGGAGUUGGUGGUGAUGAUGACGACGAUGACAUGAGCGUAGCAUGGCUAGGGAACAAGAAACCACCGCGCAACCCUGGGGCACGUUGGACGAGCUACUGCUGGCUUGCGCCGUGAACCGCCACGGCACCAAGAGCUGGGAGAGUGUCGCCGUGGAACUCCAGAACCGGCGGAGCGACGCGCUGGGUUUGCUCACUCCUCAGUUAUGCAAGGAUAAGUUCAGUGACCUCAAACGACGGUUCAUGUCCCAAAACGACGCCGAUUCGUCCGCUUCGAGUUUGGUCCCCAUGGUUGACCAGCUCCGCCGGAUUCGCGUCGAGGAGCUCCGGCGGGGGGUCCAGCAAAGCGACGAUUCAAUCGUGUCGCUGGAAUUGAAGGUGAAGAAAUUGGAAGAGGAGAGACAGAGGAGUUUGAAAGAGGAGGCAGAUCUAGGGAGGGAUACAAAUCUCUCGCCGGAAAUCGUCGCCGGGAAGCCCGCCGUCGAGGAAGACUCCGGCGAGCGCGAUGACCGAUCCUUCAACGAGUCCAAUUCCACGAGUCAGAAACCUGAGCCGGCGACCGAGAUGGUAAAGAAUGAAGAAAACGACGUCGUGGAAGCAGAUGCGGGAGUAACAGGCGAAGAAGGAAGGGCUCAGGUUAAAACCGAACCGGACGUUAGGAAAGAACCGGAUCCGGUUCAACCCAAAAAUGAACCGACAGGAAGGCGGACAGACGAUGACGACGAAAAUAAGAAGCAGAGCAGCGAUGUCCAGAGCUCCGCUAGUUUAUCGAAAAAGAAACGACGUCGUAAUAGAGGUGGCGGCACCGGCGGGAGCAGCAGCGGCGAGGAACCCGAGAGAGACGAGGUUUGUCCCCCCAACAAGCGGGCUAUGACGGUGAAAUCUGAGCCGUUGAUUAAGCUUCUCGGGAUCAUCGGGUCCCAUCGACUCGGUUCAUCGUUCGAGCGGCGGCAGCGGAGCCAGGAAUCUGAAAGAUACAAAACACUGAUUCGGCAACACAUAGACCUAGAAAUAAUACAAUCCAGACUUGAGAAAGGGCUCUAUUCCGAUUGUACCCCGAAGUUCUUUAGAGAUCUCCUACUUUUGUUCAACAACUUCACUAUUUUCUACCGCAAAAGUUCUCAGGAACAUAUUGCCGCUCAAGAGCUCCGGGAAUUGGUCUGUAAGGAAAUGAUGACACUGUUGCCCACGAAACCAGUACAGGAACCUGCGACUUCUGUGAAAUCUGAACCUGACAAACAACGGGCUUCGCUUUCAAAACCUACCAAGUCUUCCACCAUGGUUGCUUGUGGUAAGCGCAGUUCCAUCAAAGCAAUAACAGAGAAUGCUAGUAAGAAGGGAGAUAAAAAGGAGAGAGAGGUUGAGGAAAAGCCGAAGGCGAAUGAGAAGAAGGUUGAUGGUUCUUUAGUAGGGAUUGAUGAGAAGGGUAUAAGGAAGAAAAGGAGUAAAGAAAGAUCAGUAACGGGCCAGAGAAACUCUAGAACAAGCAACAAGAGUGGGGAGGUAAAGCAUGAGUUUGGUGGCAACGAGCUUAGCUCUCAUGACACUUUGGAGCUUAAAACGGAUAAGAAAGAAAGUGUGGUGAGGAAAAAACAAGGUGCGGCAGGUUUCUUGAAAAGAAUGAAGCAGAAUUCGCCAAGUGAAGUGAUAGAGAAUGAUAAUGAAGAUAAUGAUUCGGAGGACCAGAGCAAAGACGGAAAAGGGGAGGAGGAGAAAAAGGGGAAGGGAAGGAAGAGAGAGGUGAUGAAGAGAGAAAAGAUUACGAGGAGUUCAGGAGGAAGAGGGGCAAGAGAUGAGAGUGGGAAAGGGAAGAGAGGGGUUGGGAGGCCGCCGAAGAGAGCAGCGGCAGAGUCGACACCAAAGAGAGGGAGGGAAAGUGGUGAGAAUGAGGCAGGGGGCAGGGGUAAGAAACGGACCAGAAGGUGAUUGAGAUUGUUGUAUGAUGUAAAGUAUCCUUUUUCUCUAUAUAUAUUUUUAUUUUGGCUUUUUGAUGGUAAAAAUGAAAAUGGGGAAAGGCGAAUGGAAUGUCAUGAUCAACUUCUUGUAGGAUGGUUUUGUUUUAGCCACUGACAGGUUUUGAAUGUAACAAUCCAAAGAUUAAUGGUAUAGAUUAUAUUCGGUUAAUAAUCAAUUUCACAUGGU